AUGGCGAUAAGCUUAGUGAUGCGGAGUCGUCGUGUAUUGACUGUUGUUUAUUGUUUAUGGUUGCUGUGCCCUGGGACCGUUGCAAAAAUAUUACCUUCGAUUUUAUGGAAUCCAGACAACCCUUGGUGAGUAUUUCAACAUCUUUGUCUAAGCAUUUCCUUUUACUGCGAUCGUUCCUUGUCACUGUUUUGCCGGUUGCUUUAACGCUCGUUACUUGAGAUUUAUAAUGUAAGCUGAAGUUGAUCAACUUUCACCAGAGCUUAAGCUGACAUUCCACAGAAAAGCUUGGAAUUUCAUCACUUUGUAACGACUAGUAAAUUGUUUCUACAGUUACACUUAAAUCUCAUCUCUCCUUUGUUUUCGUCGUGUAAAUGAAAAUGGAUUCAUUGGCUCUAGUCUUAAGCAACAUACAUACUAAAGCUUACAUUUCUUGUAGGUUUAGUAGCUUCACGUGCGUGGAGUGAAACUCAUGAGUUGGCUUCCCUUAAAUUUUCAUUUACAUUAGUGGAAACGUUUUUGCUAUUUACUGUACUACUACGUUUUAUUAGCAAAUAACAUGUGAAUAAAAAGUGUUUGGAAACUAAUAAUAGUGACAAAUUGCCCGAGUGCUUUCAAGACUGAGCGGAAUGUUCGCGUUUGUGCAUGUUCUAAAAGUAAACUGUAACAUGUAUUGAGCCUUAACUAUUAAGCCGUAAAUUUUAUCACAUGAAUGUUGCUGAAAACAUAAAGUUUAAUUACUUGGUAAACAAUAAACUGUUGUUUAUUGUUUAAAGUUCUUGAGUGACAAGUUUUCUUGAAUCUCACGUUUUCUUUGUGUACAUUCAAUUGCAAACAUACGAACUGAUGAGACAUGCUUUUGUAUUUUUCUCGUUUAGGUUUAGCCACCUUAACAACAAUGCAAGAAAGGUUUUGCCAUUUGACAAACUGUCAAUAAGGUGUCCGAACUUGAUGGACUAUCCCAUUGAAAGAGACAAUGUUUAUUCCAAAGACAAACUUUAUGAGAAUUUGUUUAUGGUUGAUAAAAAAGGUUUUGACAGCUGCAAUGCAACUUUGGGGCUCAAACUUUUAUCCUGUGAUAACCCUGAUGUGCCAAGUAGACAUGUAACAGUUGUGUUUCAGCCACAGAGUGCAAAUGAAAAUGACCCUAAAUUUGAGAAAGGAGAAGAAUACUACUUUAUAAGUAAGUGUUUUUUGGUAGACAUACUUCUUCAGCUCAAUAUAAUAUACAUGAACAAAUUUCUUGAAUCUGAUUGGCUUUCAAGAGCAAUGGAUUUUUUAGUAAACACAAUGCAAAAUCAAUCAACAAAAUAUGAUGCAAAAAGGAAAAUUAAUAAAGCAAACAUCUCAGAGAAUAGAGCACUGUGAUUGGCUAAUAAACAAUAGGAAUACACUGUAAGAACCAAUCAGGUGCCGCAAUCUUUAUUGGCCACUUUAAGGUUGUGUGUGACACUGGGUUGGUUUGUGAUGAUUUGUGAGAACGUGUUUUGGGGAUGAAAUUUUUCAUGUAUACAUUUGUUAAGGGUAAUCAUACAACAAUUUAUUUGCAUUCCUGUGUUUUCCAAAAAGCUCAAAUUUAUGGGCUUGUGCAAUUUUGGGCUUUGACAUUUUUACAGUUAUCAGGUGAUGAUAGUAUGUGUAUGAAAAUGAUACAAUUUCCUGUUUAUGAUUAGAUUUCAACCUUAAAAUAAAAUAUUGUAAUCAAAGAGAAGAAAAGGGACAGUGUUUUUACGUGCAGCGUUGCAUUGCUGUUUGUUUUAUUUCAAAUAAUUCUGUACUGUGUAUGUGACUGACAAAUACAAUAUUUAGUAUUGCUUCUGAUAAAAUAUCAAAACAAUUAAAACUGUCAGUAGAGUCUUAAAAGUGAUAUUAUUAAGGUGACCCCGAUGAAUUGGAACCUUCUCAAUUGUUGACACUUUGAUAUGACCCUUCCAUGUCCAAACGGAUUCAUCUGUAAUGACUACAUGUAACAUUUUGAUUAUGUAAUUUAUUAAAUUAAAAUAAGCAGAAUUUUACAUAUAGUACACAGUGAUCACUGUAACUCAGUUUAAAAUAUGAACUGUUUCAUCUCAUUUACAGAUACAGCAUCUGGAUUAAUUACCUCAUUAACAAACUUGGAAGGCGGACGUUGCAAAGACAACCAGAUGAAAAUGAAAAUUUAUGUGUGCAAGGAGGGGAAUGACCCUAAGUGCCCACAUGGAAAUAAAGGUAAAUUGUAGUUGCUUGCAAGUUGAAGUUUUCAGUGAAAUAUUCAGCUUAUGUGUGUAAACAGUGUUAUAAAUUAAUAUGUACAAGCACACAAAGUAAAGAGGAGUUAAAAGAUUAAGAAUGUUAGUAUUAAAAAAAAUGUACUAAGAACUGCAUUUUGGGCAAGAUAUCUCCGGAAGAACUUCUCCCAUGUUCUUUUGUUGUUCUAAAUUAAAGCACUUGAUGGGGUUGGGCUUGUUGGGUCCCUAUAAAUGAAUCCUUUCUGCUUGUUGUGGCAUAGAAUAUUAAAACAAAAACAAUUAGCAAAAUAGCCAAAAAGUUAAGUUGUAUUGUUUUAUUCUUUUGUUUCUUUUCUCAGUAAUAAUAUUAUAAUCUGCCACGACUGUGCCAGUUGUUGCAGAAGGAAAUGGAUUUGUCAGGUUCUGAAACUUUGGCUGGUUUGGCUUUGAACCAAAUCAAUUCUUGCCAUGCUGGGUGCGGCUGGCUCAACCAUAAAAUUGAUGGGAGUGCUUGACAAAAUUGUACAUAAUUAUGGGAUUUUAAUCUAAUGUUGGGUAUUUUUCCACUGUAGUUGUGCAUGGUGGUUGGUCUGACUGGAGUGAGUGUACAGGUGGCGGCCUUCAAAGUCGGAAAUGUAACAGUCCUUAUCCAGAGAAUGGUGGAUUACCUUGCAUUGGUGAAGCUGAACGAGCCUGCACAACAAAAGCUUCUCAAGUGUUGGGCUGCAGGGGCAACUCAUGUGAGUAGCAAUUGUAAACGUUCUUGUAGGUACAGCAGUGUACUUGUCUGUGGUGUAGAGGAUCAGGUGUUGUAUUUACUGUGAAACUUAGAAAACUGUUAUAAACCCAUUACAUUGUAUUUCUGGCUUGUAUUGCAAGGAAAGAGCCAAUCAGGUGUAAGAAAACUUAACUGCAAGCAUGAAGUCUGCUGAUAUGUUUUGAUCUUUUUUGACAAUAAUUGUGGCCAAAACAAUCAGCAGUCCUGGAAUAUUUCAAUCAGGCGUUCACAGUGUUCCAAUCUAUUUUGACAGUAAUACCAAAGGUACAUUGUAAGUUAGUCAGAAUGCUCUGGUUGGACCAACAUUUUUAGCCUAAAAUCACUAAUCAUAUGGGAUUGGCUUAAUGUAGAUUUUUGGCAUAAUUAGCUGGUUUUGUUGGUCUGUUUUAAUCUCAAAAUUUUUUUUCUUUACUUUUUACAUGUAGGUUCUACUGUUACAACUGAAGGAGAGCCAGGUACUUAUUCAUAUUAAUAAGGCUACAUAUCUUUGGUCCUUCAACUUACAAACGUAGAAUUCUCAGUGGUUAAGAUGUGCUCUGAGAAAAAUAGCAAAAUUAAUAGCUAGGUGUGGUUCAAAGAUCUGAGUUGUUUACAAUGAGCCUGGGAAUCCAGUAUCCUUAGUUAAUUUCCAUUUUUGAAAGAGCAAGGAAAAGUUUCUUGUUGUUCAAAAGCAAAAACUAUUAGUUGCCUGAGGCUAGCAGUUAUGACUGCUAGAAGACAGCCCUGCUUGAUGCUUUGAAUAAUGAUUUCAUACGUAUUUUCAUAUUAUUCUUACCAGUACAGUCUGUAAUCCGUUUGUUGGGGGCUAAAACUGUUUUUUUUUCUUCUUUGCUCCACCAGAAUUCCCUUCCAAAGAAAGCAGAACAGGAGGUAUGCAUUUUUUGAUGUAAAUAAAUAAACAAAAAUCACCUGGCGUAUUAUUAAUAAUGGUUUGUUAAGCAUUAGACAAGAGAAAACAGAUGAUAAUAAUAUAAAUUUGACAUUUAAGAGUCAGUUUAUUUGAGGUGAUUGUAUUGUGAGAUCUUGCUGAGGUUACAGGUGUUGUCUAGAUAACCCAAUUUGUUUGUUGAUUUUUGUGUAAAUGGUUGCCGAGCAAGUAGCCCAGAGUAGUGAGUUUUCCUUGUAAAAUGUUUGUGCCUGGCAAUUUCUACCUGCAAGCAAAGGUGAGUUUGACCUUUGAGUUGAACUCAGGGCACUGUGCUCAACAAGCCAGUCACUCAUAAUUAAACUACUCUGCUGGGUGAAGCUAUAAGAGGCUUUUAAUUUUAUCAGUACAAUUUUUAAUGUUAUGCUUGAAGAUAACAAUAACACUAUCAACAGCACUAUGUAAAUGUUAGAUGUUUGCAGGUAGGUUGCAAGUGCCUAUUCAUUUGACCUUUAUCUUGUUCUUCCUUAGACAAUUUGACUGCAGAUGACCUGCUGAUUAACAAAGGCUUCUUUGCUGGAAUAUGUCUCAUUAUAUUGGUGGUUGGGCUGCUAGUUGGUGGAGGCGUAACCAUGCUGCUAUACAGAAUGCAGAGAAGCAAGCAAAAAGCUAGUAAGUACCAAACACUCAUCCACUCUUAUACAAGGUGCAUAUAUAGAAAGUCAGUUUUACAGCUUGCCAUUCGGGAAAGCUAUAGCCAGCAUGUACUAGCCCAACAGUCAUUUCAACUCUGAGCCCAAAAAAAUUUUUGAUGAGCAGGAUUGAACACAGUUCUUCCGUAAUUUGAAUUCCCUAAAACAACUUUUCUUGCCUGUCGGGCAAGUUAAGAACAGAAUUCACUAGCCUGAUAGCAAAAUCCACUAUCUAUGAGCUAUUGGACACAAUAUCCUUGGCAGGCUGUUACUCUGAGUAAGGUACCUAUAAGUAACUUUCAUCAAUUGGAGUUAAAAAGAGAUCACAUGUUCAACAUAAAGACAUAAAGAAGCCACUACGUUAAGAUCUCUUUGAGUUCAUUUUCAAGGGCGAAUAACAAAAAAAUAAUUUCUUUAUAUUUUUUCCUCAAACUUGAAAAUCACCUCAUAGAGGUCAGAAUGUUGUGAUUUGUGAAUGUUAACUUUUAUCGCAAAAAUUACUCAUCCAUGUACACCAUGAUCUUCAAAUAGCUCAUUUUUAAACAAAGUACAGCUGUAAAUACCUGUAAUCAUGACAAUAAAGAACCUGCAUUGAAAUUUUCGUGACAAUUUUUCAAGUUUCGAAAUUAAAUGAGACUUUAAUUUACAACUAUAUUGUACUAUGUAUAACUAUAAUAAAUUUUACUUUUCUUGAGGUAGCUUAUUUGAAAGUAACGUUAAUUUUAAUUGUCCCUCUCUUGUAGAUGUCGAGAUGACAAGGGUACCUAGUGCAUUAUCAACCAAACGUCCCGUCUCAUCAUUUACAAAUGUUAGCAUGGGUUCUAAAAAUAUGGAAUGCGCAUAA
Molecule: messenger RNA, 5383 nt
Organism: Porites lobata
Lineage: Eukaryota; Metazoa; Cnidaria; Anthozoa; Scleractinia; Poritidae
Source: the annotation of a GenBank genome assembly